This is a messenger RNA of Entrophospora sp. SA101, 185 nucleotides long. Lineage: Eukaryota; Fungi; Glomeromycota; Glomeromycetes; Entrophosporales; Entrophosporaceae. The record is from the annotation of a GenBank genome assembly.
CUCAGCUAAUCAAAAUUGGAAUUGAAAACAAUUUUAUGUCAACGUAUUCACUUUCUCAUAACCAACGUUGGGGGUUUCACCUUGUGAGUGAUAAAACAAAGCUUGAAGAAUUAACAGUCCAUAGCUAUGAUGUUUGUUUAAAAGAAAAAAGGAACACAAGAUCACUAAAAGAUGCUAUAUAUUGA